Molecule: messenger RNA, 1395 nt
Organism: Melanaphis sacchari
Lineage: Eukaryota; Metazoa; Arthropoda; Insecta; Hemiptera; Aphididae
Product: protein FAM49B
Exons: 8
Coding region: 298-1326 (342 amino acids)
Biological process (GO): regulation of actin filament polymerization
Molecular function (GO): small GTPase binding
Source: RefSeq, a predicted model, not a curated record
ACCGAUGUACGACACUGCCGAGUCGUCCGUACGGUAAAAACGGUUCGCAACUGAAAUCGAAACAAAUAUGCGUACCGUGACGCGCAACCACAGUCCGUGUCGCGUUUUGUUGAUGUGAUAACGUGUUUGUUACUGUUAACGGGUGUAAGGAAAACGGCCUCAAAAAACGUUAGUUAUUAAUAAUCGCGGAUUAUUAAAGUAUACGAUAAGAGGAUAGAGAAGUCCGACCGACCUGAAUCGUUUUGUUGAUGCUACCGGAGCCGGACCGAGAGUAUUUGACUAGUACUGGAACUGUUGAUGAACUUAGCUUGCUGCUGUCGGUCUACAAUAAUGGGAAAACUAUUGAGCCUUUUAGCUCGAGACGAGAAUAGUUGCUGUUCUGCUCAACAAAAAUACGACAUUUUUUUAGAUUUUGAAAAUGCUCAACCUACUGAAAGUGAAAUGCAACUAUUUGACGAGGUUCAGAUCGUGCUUACCGAGGCCUCUGACGUGCUUUCCGAUCUUAAACAUUAUUCGGGCGCUGACCAAUACAUACGAGCAGCAAUUAAUAACCCAAGUGCCGAACAAAAUGCAUUGACUUGGGAAGCGUUGAUGCCCCGAAUCCGCACUUUGAGACGGUUCUAUUUUUUCUCUCAAAAAAUAGCUUUCGUUGUACCUCAAAUCCUGACUGAAAUAUGUUCAGAUGAUAUAACCCCAUCUUUACAUUUAGAAAAUCAACAAGCUUUAGUCAAACAGUUUUCUGAGAUCAUUGAGUUUGUGUUAAAGUUCGAUGAAUACAAGAUGCGAACUCCAGCAAUUCAAAAUGACUUUAGCUAUUAUAGACGAGUGUUGAUGCGUGAAGGCGCAUCAGUGCAUUCGUUUGCGGACCAAGAUGAAGAUUCUAACAGCAACCUGAAUGUGGCCAACAAAGUGUCGUUGUUCUAUGCAGAAGCAACGCCAAUGUUGAGAACGCUGUCAAAUGUCACUUCACAAUUUUUGAACAGAGAUAAACGACUCGUUGAUUAUGCCAUCGAUAUGUUGAGUACCAUGGUAAAGGUGUGCAUACGCAUGCUGGAAACACCAACGGUUCAGUUCAGAAAACAAGAAACUCACCUUUUCAUGCUUCGUGUAUUAGUUGGCCUCAUCAUACUGUACGAUCAUGUGCACCCUAACGGCGCGUUCGUCAAAACUUCCAACAUAGACAUUAAAGGUUGUGUACGGUUGCUCAAAGAUCAACCGGAAGAGUUUCAGACUGAAAAUCUGUUGAACGCGCUGAGGUAUACGACAGCCCAUCUAAACGACCCGUCUACAUCUAAAACUGUCAAAUCUCUACUCAUGGAGGCGUAAUUAUUUUAUUUCUACAACUGCUCAACCCAAGAUCUGAUUUUUAUAAAAUCAUAUAUUUGUAUUAAGUAU